AUGUCAACCUAUAUAAAAGGCCCAAUAUGUGGUGUUGACAACUGUAGGAGUCGAUUAUGGCGUAUAAUAGAUGGUAGAAGGACAUGUCAGUACGGUCAUGUUAUGGAAGGUGAUGUGGAAUUCAAUGAUGAUGAGGAUGAUGUGAAUGCCAUGGGUGUGGUAACUAGAAGGUUGAAUCUAACUACAAAUGCUACUGGCAACUUUCAGUCAAGUUUAAGUCUUUCUCAAUCACAGAGGUCCACACUGGGAUCAAACAAGACAGAAAAAAUAUAUGGGAAAGAUGGACGGUUAUUGUUCAUCAAGUGUUUCCAGUAUAUCUUAAGAAAGCAGACUGAGUGGCUUAUAGAAAAGGAGAAUUUUCCAAAUUCUUACUCAGAUCUAGUAAAACUGAUAUGGACUAUGCAUUUAAAACACAUCGAUCCUGUGUUAUUUGCGGACAAUAACAACGAUCGUUUAAAUGGGCAUGACAGCGAUGAAGCUGGCGACGAUGACGACGGCAAUAACUAUCCAGUUUCGGGAAAAAGGAAUGAAGUGGGAAGGCUGAAGUUGUCCAUGCUAUCCAGCAUAUCUAUACAUUAUUUGGCAUGUCUACAUUUGGGGUUGCCAAUAUUUACAAACGAUAUUCUUCGAUGGAUAUGCGUGGAUGGAUUACCGUAUUUCAGAUCUCACCAUAUACUACCGAAGGAAUGGCAGGAUAAACUACCAAAUUACUACCUACUAAUCCUUGACGGUGGGAAACCACCGUGCGAACUACAACUUCAGCAUAAAGUGGCACAAUGUGCCCAGAUAAUUAAUUUUAAAACGCAUUUCCGGUCCGUUAUACCGGCGCCUGUACUACUACUCAGACUUACCUUGAUAGAAAGACUCCCUGGGGAGUUCUACUUCUAUUCUAAGCGACUACUGCACCUAUUAUACGACAAUCUAGAAAUUCCAAUCCUAACAUAUGAGGAUAAUCAUUACCGCAGACCGCACCAAUACACCGAUAUCAAAAUUUGUAGCGUAUUCAUCGCGGCAGUUAAACUUCAACUUUUGGCGGACCAACAAUCCAAAGCUGAUAACUUCGAUGCAAACUUCGCAUCUGGAUGGCUCAAUAUGAUGAAAAGAACUGAUGAAAACCCGAAGGACAAAUUUUCAAAGGCCAAACUUAUCUUCAAAAUGACAUACUCACCUGCAUCUUCACUAGUCGACAGCAACUCCGAGAUACAAUCGGCUGCCAAUACGACACAGUAUUUGGAUUGGAUAGAAAAAAAUCUACUCUCUUUGGAAGAAACUCAUCUGGAAUCAACGCAAACGCUUGAUGAGAAAAUCGCCAACAGAAAAUUGCAUAACAUUAUCCCUUUAAAGGCAUCCCCGGAUCCUUCAUCCGGAGAUAUUGCUUUAAUUGAGGACAUACAAAGCGGAUUAUUAGAAUUUCAGUCGCUAUAUGAUCGAAAUGCGAAUCCGGGAAACUAUUACUCCAUAUUCGAGAUGGUAGACAAGAUUACCCGUGACCUUUCUCUACAUUUCGGUAUCAGCCAUGAUCAGUUGAGGGCAUCCACGGAACAUAUCAUACAAAAUAUCGAAGAAACUAUGUAG
Messenger RNA from Kluyveromyces lactis, 1575 nucleotides. It is a transcript of the gene RRN7, whose product is annotated as Rrn7p. The transcript has a single exon. Gene Ontology annotation, cellular component: RNA polymerase transcription factor SL1 complex; RNA polymerase I core factor complex. The record is from RefSeq and is a predicted model, not a curated record. Gene Ontology annotation, molecular function: RNA polymerase I core promoter sequence-specific DNA binding. The coding region runs from base 1 to 1575 and encodes 524 amino acids. Gene Ontology annotation, biological process: RNA polymerase I preinitiation complex assembly; nucleolar large rRNA transcription by RNA polymerase I. Lineage: Eukaryota; Fungi; Ascomycota; Saccharomycetes; Saccharomycetales; Saccharomycetaceae.